This is a messenger RNA of Microdochium trichocladiopsis, 2964 nucleotides long. Its product is annotated as rab-GTPase-TBC domain-containing protein. Bases 1 to 2964 code for a protein of 987 amino acids. The transcript is spliced from 2 exons. Lineage: Eukaryota; Fungi; Ascomycota; Sordariomycetes; Xylariales; Microdochiaceae. The record is from RefSeq and is a predicted model, not a curated record.
AUGGUCACCGUACGCCUCUCUGAGCCUCCAUCGCUCCACGUCAACACCGACGUCCCGCCAAACAUGUUGCCCACACGCAGGAGUAUAUUCGGACCUGAGUGCACGCCAACCAGCGCCGUUGCGACAUCUGCCAGCGAGGCCCAGCUCCAGACACCUGCCUCUGACAACGGAGACGCAGCGGAGAUCAAAGAGAGCGUGCCUGUUCCAGAACCAAAGCGCAAGGACGAGGAUACUGAAAGCAUAGCUGAGUCGCCAAGAGGCACCAGGAUCCAGGAUACUGAAAGCAUAGCCGAGUCCCCAAGAGGCACCAGGAUUCAGGAUACUGAAAGCAUAGCCGAGUCCCCGAGAGGCACCAGGAUUCAGAAGACCAGCCUAAUUGAAGACGAUGAGGACUCGGACCCUGAGGAAGUUAACUGGGACGAGCUCCAAAGAACCGAAGACGAGCAAAGCAAGUCAAAGGACCAAGAUGAUAACUCAACGGCCAUGCUCCUUGCACGACUAGAACAAGAAAACAACAAGCUGGCAAUCAAUCCCAAGAGCGUCAAGGUCAAUGUCGUAGAACAACCAGCCACACGCCGCCCGAGACCACCAUCGAUGGCCCAGCUUAGAGAGAUGGCCCAUGGUCCGACGCCAAUGGCCCUGCGGUACUCGGUUGUGCCGCCUCCACCCAUGACGGACCUCGAGUUUUACAUGGCACUGGUCAAGGAUUACCAACAGACCGCAGCGCGGCUGCCAACCUUACUUUCCAGAAAGAUCCGCAGUGGCAUCCCCCCGCCCCUGCGUGGCGUCGUUUGGCAAAGUAUGGCGCAGGCCGGUGACACGACUCUAUUGGAGCAUUUCGAGCGUCUCAGCGGCGAAUCCAGCCCCUACGAAGGGAUCAUCGGCAAGGACCUGGGCCGAAGCUUCCCAGGAGUCGACAUGUUCAGAGAUCCAGAUGGCGACGGGCAGCGUAUGCUCGGCCGCGUGUUAAAGUGCUUCAGUCUCUAUGAUCAAAAGAUUGGGUACUGCCAAGGCCUCGCUUUCCUGGUCGGGCCGCUCUUGAUGCACAUGCCGGACAAUCAGGCGUUCUGUGUGUUGGUAAGGCUGAUGGAGAACUACGACCUACGGUCGUGCUUCCUGCCGGACCUGUCUGGCUUGCAGGUGCGCAUCUACCAGUUCCGAGAGCUUCUCCGACAGCACUUUACGGCCGUGUCGAAUCACCUCGAGGAACUCCAGGUCGACCCGACCUAUGUAUCACAGUGGUUCUUGUCCUUCUUCGCUACCACCUGCCCGCUCCCCAUGCUGUUCCGCAUCUACGACGUCAUCUUCGCAGAGGGCGCUUCGGAAACAAUCAUGCGUGUCGCUCUCUCGCUCAUGCAGAAGAACGAGAGUCGAAUCCUGGCUUGCACGGAGCUCGAGGAUGUCAUGCAUCUCUUGUUAUCGAGGGGUUUGUGGGAUUGCUAUCACUACAGUGCAGACGAGUUUGUCGAGGACUUUGUUGGACUGUCGAAUGUUGUCUCCCGAGAGAGGCUGGCGCAGCUUGAGCUUCAAUACCGGGAAGAGAAGGUCGCCACUAGCAAUGCUGGACGGACCUCUGCAGUCAGCAACGCCGCUUCGCGGUUCUUGGGUCGCCUCUGGACAACUAGCGUGUCAGUCACCUCUCCGCGCGGCGCGCUGAGCCCAGGCCUCACUGCGCCUUCCCGGCCAUUGAGCAUGCUACGCAGGUCAACUUCGAAGCAAAGUUUGGCUUCGACAUUGAACUCAGUGGAGGCGAGUUCCUCGAGCAUUCUCAGCACCACAUUUACGGACGCUACAGCAAUAUCCAGAGAUUCCUCUACUGCCGAUGCCAACUCGAUUCGCGAAUCGGCGCCGGUCGCACCAAAAUCACAGGGCACGAGCAAUACACAAGACAAAUCCCUGCACAACCAGAUCGAGGAUCUUCUGACUGCGCUUAGCGAGCUACAGCGCAACCAUGCGCUCCUUGCCACACAAUUGCAAAGCCAGCAGGAGGAAAGGGAAGAAGACCAGAAAGCUGUCAGAUCAUUGCUGGACGGGCUCAAGAGGAAUACCAAACGAGACAGCACAGAUUCUGGAAACAGCUCCACGGAAGACUCUGACGACAGCUCACCUGUUCAAAUGGCGACUGAUGAGCUUACCACGCCCGAGCUGCGCCAGCUGGUCGAGAAUGUCGAGGAACGGUUUGGAAGCAACAACCCAGGGCAUGCGCGCAAGUCCUCCAUGGCCCAGACAAAAGCUCAGCUUCGUGAACAGCUCGAAAGGACCAAGGAACACUUGAUGAUCGAGACCUCGAAAACACGAGAAUCGGAGCGACGCGUCAAUGAAUUGACACAGGAGGCGAGCAAUCUACGGGAAGAAUUGCGGGAGAGUCACAGCCGUCUAAGAAGUGCUCAUCAAGACAGGCAACGACUCGAGAAGCAGUUUCACAGCAUGAAAGGCCGCGCCUCGAUAGAAGCCCCGACCGCAUCAUCGGAACAGCCUGGGUGGUUCUCGUCAUCAAGCAGACUGGACACGGGAGCGCCGGCAAACGGCAGGCCGGGCGGCCUAAAAGAGCUCAAGCUGGGACGUAGCAAGUCGACGCCAAACACCCAAGCUUACCCGGCUCGGAACUCGUCCAUUGUUCGAACUCAGACAGAGCCAAUGACAUCAACAAUUAGCGAACAUGAGACGCUCGUCCUUGAGCUGGUGCAGGCCAAGACGGCAGAAGCAGUGGCUCGACAGGAAGCCGAAGAGUACAAGCAGAAACUCGAAACGCUCAGGAAAGCAUAUGGCCUUGCGGCAGUCGACACGCCGCCGGCCACCAACUCUGGUGGCCUGGGAGUGUUCAGUCGGCUCACUGGAGGAAGCACGGAUGGAAUGGGCAUGACCAGCAAUACCCGAACAGUGUCGUCGAGCUCGGCGACCACCCCAGCAACCACCCCUGGCACCGCAGCCACCGGAGGUGGGUUCUGGGGCUGGCGAAGAUGA